AUGAGCCGGUUCGGCGGGCGGCUGCGCGAGUACCCGUGGGUGUCCAUCGACCGCUUCGACCGGCACAACCUGCGCGCGCGCGCCUACUUCCUGUCGCACUGCCACAAAGAUCACAUGAAGGGGCUGCGGGCGCCCGCCCUGAAGAGGAGGCUGGAGUGCAGCUUGAAAGUUAACUUAUACUGCUCACCAGUAACCAAGGAAUUGUUGUUGACUAGCUCAAAAUACAAAUUUUGGGAGAAUCACAUUGUUACAUUGGAAGUUGAAACUCCCACUCAGAUUUCUUUAGUGGAUGAAACAUCUGGUGAGAAAGAAGAUAUAGAGGUGACACUUCUACCGGCUGGUCACUGCCCAGGAUCAGUCAUGUAUGUCCCUUCGAUGCUCCAAAUGUCUCUGCUGGGAAAUCCUUCCUGUAACAGUCUCAAUAAGUUUUUGUUUCAAGGUGAAAAUGGCACAGUGCUGUAUACAGGGGAUUUCAGACUUGCAAAAGGAGAAGCAGCCAGAAUGGAGCUUUUGCAUUCAGGGACCAGAGUAAAAGACAUCCAGAGUGUGUAUUUGGACACCACUUUUUGUGAUCCCAAAUUUUAUCAUAUACCAAGCAGGGAAGAGUGUUUAAAUGGGAUCUUAGAGUUAGUGCGAAACUGGACCACGCUGAGUCGCUAUCAUGUUGUGUGGUUGAAUUGUAAAGCUGCCUACGGAUAUGAAUAUUUAUUCACAAACCUCAGUGAGGAACUUGGAAUCAAGGUGCAUGUGAACAAACUUGACAUGUUCAAAAAUAUGCCAGAAAUCCUCUACCAUAUUACUACAGAUCAAAACACUCAAAUUCAUGCCUGUCGACAUCCUCGGGAUGAUGACUAUUUUCGAGGGAACCGACUGCCAUGUGGAAUGACUUCCCAAAACGGAACUCCCUUGCACAUAAUUACCAUCAAACCUUCCACUAUGUGGUUUGGAGAAAGGAACAAAAAAACCAAUGUAAUAGUGAGGACUGGAGAGAGUUCAUACAGAGCUUGUUUUUCUUUCCACUCAUCAUACAGUGAGAUUAAGGAUUUCUUGAGCUAUAUCUGUCCUGUGAACGUGUAUCCCAAUGUAUUGCCACUGGGUCUGACAGAAGACAAAGUUGUUGAAAUAUUAAAGCCAUUAUGCCGAUCAUACAGAAGAAACACAGAACCCAAGUACAAGCCCUUAGGAACACUGAAGAGAGUCCACAAAACACACUUUUCUGACACAGAUGAAGAUGAUCUCUUUGAUACAGAACUAACUUCGGUAAGGCCUAAGAUUCCAAAGCAGCAGACAAAGAGCAGGCCAUUUAAGACACUACCAUGUGGAAAUGCAGAAAGAACCAAUGAAAACACAGAAAGUUACAAAGUAACCACAACAUAUACAUCUCACAAAAUAGACUUCAUGGACUGUGAGGAAUCGAACGAUGAUGAUGAUGAAGAAGAAGAAGAAUCUGAACAAAAUACAGUUGAAGUACUUUCCCAUGAUCCAGAUGCCACAUCAAAUUCCAGUGGAAAAAAACACUCUGUCUUGAGCUCUGGAGUUGCUAGUGACCAAGAAGAGUCUAACGCACACUUACCCCGCUGGGAUGCAUUUUUUAAGUGUAAUAGAAUAGACGAAAGCUCUGAAAACGAGGACAACUUCCCAUCUUCAGCAGAGGCUGGUGGGUCACAGUCACUCUUCAGUGAUUCAGAUGGAGUAAGUGACUCAACACACAUCUCCUCCCAGAAUUCUUCUCAGUCAACACACAUAUCAGAGCAGGGGAGCCAGGGCUGGGAUAGCCAAAUGGACACAGUUCUCAUUACCUCCCAAGAGAGAAAUGCCUUUGAGUUCAGCUGCUUCAACAAAGGUGGGAGCAGAACAGGAGUUUCUAUAUUGCACGAAACCACCAAAGAUAAUCAGGCUGAAAACAGUAGGUGGAAGGCAAUGGGGCAAAACCAAUCUUAUGCAUAUGAUGCUGUCCAUGACUUGAAAAGCAAAGACACCGAGGAAGAUACAGAAACUGACAACACGCAGAUUCAAGAUGUACUACUUGAAGUAAAUGACAAUUCCAGGACUCCUGAUCUAGAACUGAAGAAAGACUCUCAGAGCUCUUCUGACUUUGAAAUUCCAUUGACUCCUGAUGCUGAACUACCUCAGCCAGAUAAACUGCACUUUUUAUAUAAGAAGUUGGCAGCAGGUGAAAACAUACUGAAUGAGAAAAUCUCUCCUGAAAACAGCUUUAAGUGAUUGCACUGUGAAAAUAAUACUGAAAUUUAUUUUUUAAACAUCUCAAAUAUUCUUUAGUGCUAAGUAUUUUCUUGCACACUAAUCUAUACAAUUCUUGAGACAUGUAUUACUAUCAUAGAUAGCUGCAGCCUAACUUUAUUUUUCCUUCCAUGAAAUAUGACAUGAAAGUAUUCUUAAAAGGGACUAUAGAAGCCUUCUACCUCAUACAGUUCAGUUCUCUAGGAGCCUAAGUGGACAGAAAUUAGACUGGACAGAACUAAGACUGAUUUUUCCUUUUUAAAAUCAUAAGCUCUAAAAGUUUGCCUUUGAUACCAAUGAAUGUGAUCUCAAGCUUUAAUGCAAUGUUUUUUUAACUGUGGGAAAGAAUGUGCCCCUUUUCGUGAACAAUCAUGCAAAUAUAGUAGUUACACUUCAGCUGUAUGAGAUCUGAGUUUUUACUUUUUAUAAAAAAUAACUGUGGAAUAGAUUAAAGAAUAACUGAGCAAAGGUUUGGGGGUUUAUUUUUUAAUCAAUUUGUUCUUUUCAAGCAGUCUCUCUUAAUUGGAGCAGGUGUUGUCACCCAGUUUAACACCUUAACAAGAUUAAAAAAAAAAAGUCUAAGAUUUUAAAUCUGACUCAUUAUAAAGAACUAGUCAUCACUUCCUUGGUGUUUUCAUUUGUUCCAAAUUGUCUUUUGAAACUAUUUAAAAAUAAAAUCUCAUGGGAUUUUGGUUCAAAAGCUACCACAAGUAGCCUGUUAAGUCAUAAUAACAGAAAUUAGCCUGUUAUCCUGGACAGAUUCUGUUAUGUUACUUAAGGAUCUCAUACAUUACCCAGUUUUGCCUCCUCUGCAGCAUUCCGUUGACUUCAUUGAACUAAGCCACAUUCAGGUUUUCUUUUUUUUGAAAUCAAGACAAUAGAUUUUCCAUCCACAUUUACCUUGAUAACUAACUUUUUGGAAAGCCCCUAGCUUCUGAAGUGAAAAUUUAACUUCAGAUUUUUGUUAAGUUUCAGUAGCUGUGACAAUAGCCAAACAACAGAAGUCAUCUCUAAAAAUUCAUGUCAUCUCCCACCAUGAGGUUUUAAGUCCCAAAGAAUUAAGACAAUUUUUGGUUUUACAGCUCAUCUCUGUGUACGUUUUAGUUUUUAUACCAUCUUUCUUGAAAUAUGAAUGUUAAACCAGCCAAGAUUCUGCAACUGGGAACAGUGUCAAAAAAACAACAAAUAAAUUGCAGUGAUUUUUCAUAUAUGUGCUGUUUUCAAGGAUAUU
Rhea pennata is the source of this 3472-nucleotide messenger RNA. RefSeq names its product DNA cross-link repair 1C (gene DCLRE1C). Gene Ontology annotation, molecular function: 5'-3' DNA exonuclease activity; damaged DNA binding. The record is from RefSeq and is a predicted model, not a curated record. The transcript is spliced from 14 exons. The coding region runs from base 1 to 2223 and encodes 740 amino acids. Lineage: Eukaryota; Metazoa; Chordata; Aves; Rheiformes; Rheidae. Gene Ontology annotation, biological process: interstrand cross-link repair; double-strand break repair via nonhomologous end joining; telomere maintenance.